Diorhabda carinulata is the source of this 7300-nucleotide messenger RNA. Its product is annotated as gametogenetin-binding protein 2-like. The record is from RefSeq and is a predicted model, not a curated record. The coding region runs from base 136 to 2142 and encodes 668 amino acids. Gene Ontology annotation, cellular component: cytoplasm; nucleus. The transcript is spliced from 10 exons. Lineage: Eukaryota; Metazoa; Arthropoda; Insecta; Coleoptera; Chrysomelidae.
AGAUUUGAUUUUUCGUCAAUUGCAAAUGGCAGAAGUGUCAUGUUGUUCUGAGGUGUUACGUUAUUUAUUUAGUGAAAAUUAAUAUCAAUAAAUUAAUAGAACUUUGAAUAAUUAGAACAUUGCAAAUUCGUUAAUAUGAAUAAUAAAGAAAAGUUGCCUAAACUGGUGGAUGUGUAUCGUCAAUCAAACCCUCUUGGUAGGAGGCAGUUGCCUCUUGUUGUUGAUGAAAAUUUAACGCUUGUUAUGGAUAUUAAAGGUUCAGGAAUAAUAUGUGAUAACCAGGUUUUGAGAGGAAAAGAAUUAGAAGAAUUUGCUUGCAAAUGGAGUGUUUUAUCAACUUGUGAAUUACAGAAUGCUCUUCAAAUCACCAAAACUGAAUUAAUGCAUGUGUUAAAUCAAAACGUACCGUGUGUUGGAUGCAGAAGAAGUGUAGAUAGACUGUAUUACCAGUUAUUUAAAUUUGGCCAUCCAACAUUGGACCCUCUAAUGGUAAAAUCAGAUGGAACUAUAACUAUCAGAGAAGAUAAACAAGCUUAUCCAAUUUUAGGUUCAAUUUUCCAUGAUCAUGCGAUCAGGCUGGCAAAAUUGAUUGAGAAUCAACCAAAAAGAAACAAAAAAAGUGUCAGAUGUUUGUUACAUUCUUUGGAUUCCCAAAGAAGCAGACCUUUGACUCCAGUGUGGAGAGAUGUUUGGGAAUGCAUGAAACCAGAAUGUAAAAAAGAUGUUUGUAUGAUUAGAGCAUCUAGUCUUCACAGUACAUUGGAAACAUAUUUGCGCAAACACAGGUUUUGUGGUGAAUGUAGAACUAAAGUUUUAAAAGCAUAUUCAUUAUUAGUUGAAGAACCUGAACCUUCAAAAGAAAAGGGUUAUGUUUCCUCUUUAUAUGCAGGUAUUAAGAGAUGCUUGCCUAACAAACAUAUUCAUCUACAAACCAAGACUGAUCUUAUUACUAAGCUAAUCAGCCGGGCUGAACCUGAACUUUUGGGAAGUCGUAGGGAAAGGCACGCAAAAACUUUAGAGAUUGCCCAAGAAGAAGUACUCACAUGCCUGGGAAUAUGUAUGUAUGAACGUUUACAUCGCAUAUAUAUGCGCAUGCGUGAGGAAGAAUGUACCUGUCAAGUGUUUGCCGCAGUAGCGGUUCAUACGUUAAGUCGAAGUUUCGAAACUGCCGUAGAACGCAUAAGGGGUGUCUCACAAUUGGAACUUCUCUACGCGGAAUUUGCGCGAGAAGAACAACAGAAACAAAUCAGAAGAGAACAGAAAAAAAUUAAACGCAAGCGCAAAAAGGGUGAGUGCUGUAAGGUUGUAGAUAAAGAAGGUAAAGAAAACUGCAAUGAUUGCGAACAAGAUGAAGACGAUAAAGAAGAUACUGACAAGGAGUGCUCAUGUACAAAUGAGAAAUCAUGCGAACAGGAAGAAGCACUGAGUUGUUAUAGUUGUGAACAAUUACAACCAGGAGGAUGUGGCGAUGCCAAUGUACCUAGAAAUUUCGAAUAUGAAGAUUGUUUAAAACCAAAUAGUGGAGGUGGUGGUGUGGGAUGUGGUGGAUUGAGUGGGAAAAAGGAAAAAUUGAGAUGUAGCAAUGAAUUAUGGAUAGAUGAUUGCAAAUGUGAAAACGAUGUUCAAGAAGUUAAAAAACCUACUUGUGGUGCCACUUGUAAAUGUGAUAACAGUUUGCUCAGACCUUUAACCUAUAUAGGAGAUUUUAACAGUAACACCAAAAAAGAAAGUGGUUCAAACAGCGAUCAUUCCCAUGACUGUGGUUAUUCAUCAGAAAAUAAUAACGGAUGCUGUGAAACAGGUUCCCUGAUUUCCAGUCUCUCCAGUUCGCCAGAAGGAUCAGAAUUAGCUUGCUCAGAUUCAUGUUGCCAACAUGAUAAUGAUUAUAUAACUCACUGUAGACUCUCAUAUGGUGGAAAUGGUCAUCAAUUGAGCUUACAGGAAAUGUUAGAGGUUCAUAGCGAAGAUGAUGAUGAAUGCUUUAUAACCCCAGAAGAAGUUAGAGAAUUUAAAAGCAACAAUAGGCAAGUCUAUGAGAAGAGACAAGAAUUGCGGGAAACGCUCCAAAAAAGGUUUGCCCAAUUUUGCAUGGACGGACCUGUACCACAUAUACUCUUGCAAUCCAAAUAUGCUUCGAAUUAAUUUAUAUUUUAAUAUUAAUCCGGUAGAUUUUUCCUGAUUUGAUAUUGUUCAGUUUUCAAAUUAUGCAUAAAUGGUUUUUUCAAAAUUUUUAUUUGGUUUUUGUUUAUUAUUUCAUUGCACAAAUAAAACGAAUAGUACGAAAUUCUAGUACCAAGAUGUUUUAUUUGCCGUACAGAAAUAAUUCAUAAAAUUUAGAAAUACACAUCAGAUAGUCCUAUUGCACACAUCUUAAUAAGUAUAAGAAGGUAGAAGACUUUAUUUCUAUUACAAAUGGCCUGCUUAAAUACAGGUUGCUUCAGAAAAAAGUGCUUACAUAUUUUUAACGGUUUAGCCAAAACUACUGGCCACGCUGUAACGAAAUUUUAAAAGUUAUUCAGAAUCUUAUACAUCACAUGAUUAUGUUUUUAUAUCUGACCUUCAUAUAGGGCGGUAGUUACAAGAUACGUUAUUUAAUUUACACCAAAAACUGAAAUAUUUGAAUUUGAAUAUUAUGAAGUAAUAAGCGAUGCUAGUAUUUUGUAAUGAUGUUAAAUUAAAAUAAACAAAAAAUCUCAAGAAGAAAAUUAAAAUAAAAACUGAGGAAAUAGAAUAAAAUUCCAUUAGAGUAAAGGCUCAAAAUGUCAACUGUUUUCACGAGUUCAUUAGACUAUCCUUUUUUCUAAAGAAUCCAUCAAUUUAUUACCUAGAGCUGCUGCCCAAACAUUAACUUUCAAUGAGUGUUGGUAAUGAGAUACUAUUUUGACUUAUGGAUUCUCAUAACACCAGUAAUUUGAAUGGACAAAAAUCCACUUUAACUGGAUGGUAGAUCAUUUGACAACAGCUCUUGGAGCUGGAGUCUGUAAUAAUAAGGAUUUUCUACUCUUUAAGUGUCCUCUAAAUACUUAAAAAAGAUGUAUUUGUCUGCCUCGCCAUAUUCCUUACGCUGUUCCACACACUGCUGAAUUUUGAGGAACUAAAUUUAAAAUAACAUUUUCUUCAUUAUUGGUUCUUGUUGCUCUUAGCCUAUCAGAAUUCAUUUUUUUGGGUCUACCAUUCCCAGUUUUACGACAAUCCUCAAUGGAAACAUGUAUCAUAAUCAUAAUCGAUACUUUAUACCAGCAACAGUUAUUACUUCAUAAAUAUCAAAUCAAACUGAAACUGAAUAAUGUCUAAGUUCACUUGAAAUUUUGAGUGAUAUAUAUACUUUUUCUACUCUUUGGCACUCCCCGAACAAUUUUUCUGCAUAUAUUCCCAAUUUUCUUUUCAAAAUUAAUGAAAAUAUUUUGUAUGUGACGUCUAGCAAGGCUGUUCCUCUAUAAUUUUCACACAACGUUUCGUCUUCCUUCUUAUAAAUGGGCUUUUCUCCAUGCUUCUGGCAUGUUCUCGGUGUUCUAAAUCUGACAAAAUAAAUUGAAAAUUUUUUCUUUAAGCUGUACACCGCCAUGUUUUGUUCUUUUGUUACUCCAUUAUCUCCCGGACUUUUAUUGUUUUUCAUCUUAUUUAUCACUUUUUCAACUUCUCUGUUUGGGAAAGCAGUAAGUUGAUUUUCAAGGUUUCCUUCGUUUGCUAUUUCUUCGAGUGCGUCAUUUUUGACAUUAAAUAUUUCCUCGAAAUAUUCUUUCCAUCUUCUAAUUUUUUCUUAUUCGUCAACUACAAGGUUUCCUUCUUUGUCUUUAUAUAUGUGGCAGUACUCUCGUUUUGUUUUCUUAUGUGUUUGACUUCUUUGUAAAACUUUUUAAUUUCCUUUCUUUGAUAUUCUUCCUCUAUAGUUUUUAUUUGGCCUUCUGAGGAUUCCCUUUUUUUCAUCCAACAUAGUUUCUCUGCUUUUUUUUUCAUUGUUAUAUUCACAUAAUUUUUUCUUAUUUCUAUUGUACAACAUUUUUUGGUUUAAGUUUCCCUUUUUUUUGUAUUUCACUGUCACAUUCAUCAUCUAGCCAUCUUUUUUUUCUGAGAUUUUUUUUCGUGGCGGUUGUUACUGCUUGUUCAUUUUUUCCCAGUUUUUUUUCCAACAGUUAUUGUGUGGCUUUCUUCUUAUUGGCAGCUUAAGUAUUCGUCAAUAUCUAUCUUAUACUUUUUUCAGUAUUUUCUCUCUUUAAAUCAACCAAGUUGUAUAAAAUAUGCUUAAUUUUUGGUCUAUUUUUCUUUUUUUUUUUUUUUAUCCUAAUUUUCACACCUACCGAAGUGAUCUGAACUUAUUUCUGCACCACGUUAUGUUCUCAAAUUUGUGAUUAGCUUUGAAUACUUUAGUUAUAUUAGAAUAUGAUCGAUUUGGUUUGUAUCAUUUCUUCCAUGGAUAAUCCAAUACCUGUUUCGACUGCCAAUCCUAUCAAUCUCAGACCAUUAUUAUUUGACUCUUCGUGCUUGCUUUCUUCUUCUGUUAUCUUUUUAUACAUUUCCUCUCUGCCAACUUUUGCGUCUCCAAUUACAUUUACUGUCUGUGUUUGGUAUAGUAUACAUUAGCCUUUCUAACUCUAACUCUUCACAAUAUGUAUACUUUUUGUCUUCGUCUUUCUCUUCUGUUGGUGCGUGUAUAUUAACGAUAAUCUAUAAUAUCUAUCCGAUGUUGAUACAAAGCAGCCUUAACCUCUUUUUUUUAACUCUUGGUUUACUAAAAAACCCAUUCCAUAUGUCUUAUUUUGACUUCCGUUCUUAAAAAUAUAUAUAAUUAUCUAUUUUUUGAAUACCGUUUCCUGUAGGGCGACUUAAUCCAUCUUGUAAAUGUUCAUUUUUUUGAUAAGUGUUUUAAUCGUUUCUUCGUCAUAAAUACCUCUCACUUUGCAUGCUCUAUAUUCACCAAUAUAUUAUGUUGUUAUUUACUUGUUGUUAUAAUUGCUCAUUGUCCCUGUACAUUGUAUAUUCUUCUAGACUAAUUUUUACCCGAUUUCUUUUGUCUUUCUUUUUUAGCUCUCCUUAUUACUUUCUCUACGGUUCUGUUGCUCUUUGACAAAUCAUCAUUUAGAAAAACUCUUUCGCUCUCAUUUUCUAAUUUUCCAAGUUUUUUCAUCUUGUUUUAUAGCUUCUUUAACAUGUACUUUAAUGCCAUUCAAUGAAAUUUUCCAAACUAGGCAUCAAUAACUCUGUCAUUUCUAUCUAUUUUGAUGCCUUGUCCUUCUCCUCCUCCUCUUUCCAUUAUCCUCCAAAGGAUGAAAUGACACUGUUUAUAUAUGAUUCAGCAGUUUUUUCAAUGCUUGCUUAUUGUGUGUAAUUUUUUUGGCAUGAUCCAGUCUCAUAUUUAUUAAGGGUUUUGUUUGGUCUACCUACCCUGUUGGAGAUCUGCUUCUUGGGCGUUUGCUUUCUACUUUCCCUUCUAUGAUUAACCAUUCCAUUGGUCCUGAUCUUCCCAGCUACUCCAGAUACAUGCGGUUUAUUCUGGUUAGCAGCCUUGUAGGUGGACCAAUUUUUUGUAAUACGGAUACGUUGGUUCGGUGUUCUGUCCAUGACACUCAAAAGUAGUCUAUAAACCCACUCGGUUUUAUCUGCUUCGUUUAAACUCCAUGUUUCCGCUUUGUACGUUGCAAUGGGGAAGAGAAGAGCAUCAACUAGACGUAGUUUCGUGGUUUUCGUGAUAGAUUUGUCUUUCCAUAUUUUAUUUAACUUGGCAGUCGCUGAUCUUGCCAUAGUCAAACGACGGCAUAUUUCGCUUUCGCAUUUCUCAGUGUUGGUAAUGAAGGAACCAAGAUAGUUAAAAUUGUUUACCACUUCGUAAUCUACAAUUUCUGAUGUUUGUGGAGAAUUGUUGUCUUGCCCAUCAACUAUCAUUAUUUUCGUUUUGGAUUUAUUUACUUUUAACCCAUAUUUUUCGCUGAUAAUAGACAGUCUGGUCAUAAUUUCUGUUAUUUUUGGUAUGGUUGACGCUAUGAUCACUGUGCCGUCGGCUCAGUGCAGGUUGUUGAUCCUCUUUCCGUCAACUGAUAUUAUGUCCUGUAUCACCACAUUAUUUCAUCUCUUUUCAUUUUCGAUCCUCUCUAGUCUUUCAUUCAUACCAACUACUAGCUUUUUCAGUUGUUUAUUUUCAUUUUUUAGUUGUUCAUUUUCUAUCUUCAGUUCUCUUAUUUCUCUUGUAUACUCUUUUUGCUCCUUACGCAUAUCCACCUCCUCUUUUGGCAGGUUAUCUAUAGUUUUUCCCAUUUGUUCCAUCAUUCUUUCUAUGGUCUCCUUCAUAUUUUUAUGCGUUUUCAAUGGUGAUUUAAAUGUUUUCCUUCUUUUACUGAAAUAGUCUUUUCCUUCUUCUUCGUUUUCCAUUUCACUUUUCCUUUUCCUGCUAUUUUCUGAGCUUUCAGUACCCAUAGAUGUUGUCUUGAAUAUUAGUGCGACUCCUUGAUAUUAAUACGGCCCAGUCCUAUUUACUUGCUAUAUUAAAUCGAAGAAAUCCUCAGUUGAUAUCGCUUAUUACUUUACUGGCUAUCAGCAUCGCGAAAAAACCGGACCUCGGUUGAACCGUCAGAAGCCCGGCCUUUAUCGAUGUGAUUUUAAACACUUAAUUACAGUAUAUUGGUGUUGUUUUCGUCUUACCUUAUUUAAUCAAACGUUUUAUCUCACCAUCUUUCCCUAGGUUAAGGAUACUCUUAGAAAUUUAAACACUUGUCAUCUUCCUAUAUUUUGGAUUCAAUUACGGAGCACAUUCCUAAUAGACUUUAUUCUACCUUAACAGAACUGGAUAGUGUUAUCUGAACAAUAUUUCUGCUAAAUUCCAAUUGACUAAGACUUUUCUUGAUACAUUUCAAAUUAAUAAGGUAGUUUUUGAAUUGAAUGAGGUAGAGGGCUUCACCUUAUUUCUUAUUUAAAGUAACGUUAUUUUUCAAUGUAUUGCUUCUACUAAUGAUUUAAGUUAAUGGAGCAUAACAUCAUCUAAUCAAAUGUCAUAAUUUUUUAUGUAUAAGUAUUAAUAAUUACUUUUUAUAUAGACGAAUAAAAAAAUAAGCCUUCAAUAUUUUAAAUCUAAAUUACACAUGAUACAUUUGAACUACUGAUGUAUGUAUAACUAAAUUUUUUGAAUGUCUAUAAAAGUUCAAGAUGAAAAUAUAAUACCGUUACAAUAUAUUUACGAUAUAUUUGUUGCAUUCCAUGAGUUAACAAUUGUUACAAAAGAAAUAAAAUUGUUUUUUAUAGGUCUUUGACAUGCGCUAUAAGCAUUCACACCUAAAUCUGUGUAAAAAUCAUAAAUAAACUUAAUUAAAAA